Molecule: messenger RNA, 879 nt
Organism: Physella acuta
Lineage: Eukaryota; Metazoa; Mollusca; Gastropoda; Physidae
Product: protein suppressor of hairy wing-like
Biological process (GO): regulation of DNA-templated transcription
Molecular function (GO): DNA-binding transcription factor activity, RNA polymerase II-specific; RNA polymerase II cis-regulatory region sequence-specific DNA binding
Source: RefSeq, a predicted model, not a curated record
UUUUUGUAUUUCAGAAAUGUUUCCAUCGGAGCAAGAAGCCAGGAAUAUUCCACGCAUGUUUAACAAGCCCCCUGGUUCACACUUUCAGUUGCCACCUCCAAAUAUGUUUGCUAUCCCUUCUCUUGGCACAUCUGAGCCUGGUAACAAAAUCUGUUGCCCUCAGUGUCCAGAGGAGUUUUAUACUCUGGCUUCUUACAAGUGGCAUUUGUCGCGCUCCCAUAUGCAGUUCAGCUGCACCAUAUGUGGUAAAACUUUUCGGAGCAGGGGUGGUCUUGGUUUUCAUAUGGAAGCCCAUAGAGGAAGGAAUUUUGUGUGCCCUGUUUGUGAUUUUAGAUUCAAGCAUAAACAUCACCUGAAAGAUCAUGUGACUAAUGUUCACAAAAUGUUACUGUGUCCAGUGUGUCUUUUGACAUUUGACCUGUCUGAUAAUGAGAGGUUCAAAUAUCAUCUCGAAACGUGCAGAAAAUAAUGGCAUCUCUUGAUUCCUGAAAUGUAGCAAGUUGAACUGCUAAAAUCUGAACCAUUUAAAUUUAGUUUUAUCAUUAUUUACUUUUACCAGGUUUCUCUUGUUUUUAUUAUACAUUUUUACUUUGUGCUGAUAGUGAUUAAAAUUAUGAACAUGUUAUUUACUGAAAACAUUGUACAUUUGUUGUAUGCCAGUAUUUAAAAAUUUCCGAUACUUUUUUUGUAAACUAACCCAAGAAAGCUGUUGUAAAAUAACUGACAUUGACAAUCAUCUGGCGUUAAUUUGACACCAGUGCUAGGUUUGUUAAAUUUUAAAACAAAACUCAACUUCCACAUUGGAUAGUUAUAAAACUUUAUCCCAUUAUUUACAAGACUGAUGUUUUUGUUGUGUGUGUAUAUUGUUGCAGGAAGGAG